Argiope bruennichi is the source of this 844-nucleotide messenger RNA. RefSeq lists its product as uncharacterized. Bases 322 to 630 code for a protein of 102 amino acids. Lineage: Eukaryota; Metazoa; Arthropoda; Arachnida; Araneae; Araneidae. The transcript is spliced from 4 exons. The record is from RefSeq and is a predicted model, not a curated record.
GUUAUGGAAAGUUCUAUUAUGCUCAACAUUCUGCUUAUUAUUCUCAAAACAAAAUUUUUAGAAUUUGAGUAUAAUUUUAAAAACGUUGUUUAUUUAAAGUUCUAACUCAUCGAAAGUAUAAAUGGCGGUCGAAUACUGAGUAAAAUUAUAUGUUUAUUUACUAAUACAAAAGUAGAGGGGGAACGUUCUCCAUCACCGGCGUUCAAAUUUUUCUGGACGGGAAGAAUUUCCUGCGUAAAAGCACUAAUGGAUUUUGCAUUGACAAGCUGCUGCUGCUAAAGGUCUGACAGAGGAAGGACGAGGUUUGAAAUUGAGUUCAAGAUGAGAUGUACUAAAAUGAUUGUAAAGACUCGGUCUUCCAACUCUGGUUUUUCUUUUGAUGAUUCAGAGUUUCCUCUAUUGUCAUCUUUUCCCACAGCAUUUGUUUCUUCUGCUUGGCCAAAGCAAGGACCAGCCAGGCCAGUUUCUCGGCACGUGCAACCUACCAGGCCAGUUUCUAGGCCAAAGCAAGAGUCUGCCGGGCCAGUGCAACCUGCUCGGCUAAUUUCUACACCCAUGCAGCAGUCAGCUGCUCUGCUCACGGAAGAUAUUUCUUCUCUGCCAUCUUCUAAAGUUUCACAGAAGAUUUAAUGCAAGUUGUGAUUGCUAAUGUCGGUGAGAAUAGAUAAUUUUGGAAAUGGAGUGCUUUGAAGGUGUCAAGAAAAGGUAAGUGACUAAAUUCAAAAAUUUAAGUUAAUCACAUAUUCAAAACAGGAAGAAACAAGCUCAUAAUGGAAGCAAUAUACUAAAAAUGACUUUUAAUAUAAAUAUAUGAUUGUGUUACUUUAAAUUGUUCUUGUCUCAU